Centropristis striata (black sea bass) is the source of this 1829-nucleotide messenger RNA. It is a transcript of the gene rftn2, whose product is annotated as raftlin family member 2. Lineage: Eukaryota; Metazoa; Chordata; Actinopteri; Perciformes; Serranidae. The record is from RefSeq and is a predicted model, not a curated record. The coding region runs from base 283 to 1602 and encodes 439 amino acids. The transcript has 9 exons.
UUCUUCCUCCAGAAGCAGAGCGGCUCCUCCUCUCCACGCUCCGGACCUGAGGCCACAUCAGCGGGACAUCUUUCCCACAAAACAGCCCUCUUAAUGAGAAUAAUUUAAUCUUUUAUUAACCGGAGGGAUUCCCGUUGUUUCCGGUUAUUCCCCGGGAUAAAAAAAAAAGGGAUUAUACCGGGGAGCGGAGGAGGCGGUGAUGGAUCGGUCCCGUUAAAGUUGGCUGGAGAAGAGGAUCCAGAGAGCGGCUGCUCCGGUGCUGUCCCCCCCGCCUCGGGAGCCAUGGGCUGCGGCUUGAGGAAGCUGGAAGACCCGGAGGACAGCAGCCCCGGGAAGAUCUACUCCACCUUAAAGAGACCACAAGUGGAGACUAAAACCGAGACCGUGUACGAGUACGUGCUGCUCGACUUCAGCCUGGAAGGCAGCCGUCCCACGGUCCAGUAUGUGGCGUCCCUGUCCGAGCUGCCCCAGGCCCUGCAGCCGUACUACACCCAGGGCUACGUCCUGGCGGCGCUGCACCCCAUCAUCCUGUCUGUGGGCCGGACCCGCUCGCUGCCCUUCAGCCUGCUCUACAGAGCCAUUCUGGCCCGUCCCAGACCCAGUAAACAGAUGGCGUCGAUGUGCUACAGCGUGCCGAUCCUGAAGGUGGAGGAGUGGCCGCUACCUGGAGACUCUCUGACCGGAGACACGGUGCGGGCGCUCAUCGACAGGGUGAACAGCAGCGCUCGCGGCGGCGUUCGCUUCGUGGGCUCGGUGCUGCAGCAGGUGAGCGGGGUCACUAACGGCAGAGUCCACAGCCCCAAGAGAGGCUGCCGCUCCCCCCCCCACUCCCCCCCUCGUACUCCGCCCGGCGACAGAGAGCUGGAAGAGAACACCUACAGUCCAGACCUCAGGCUGCUGGUCUUCUUCCACUCCUGGGCUCCGGGCUGCGCCCCCCUGGACUCUCUGGCCUGUCAGUACCACCAGGGGGCGCUCUCCAUGCGCGUCUCCAGGAAGGGUCAGGUGGUCAGCUCGCUGGAAGCUGAUUGGCUGGAGCUGACUGCUGCCUACUACUGUAAAGGCUGGUCGCUGGUGGACUCCUUCGUGUACUGGGACACGCCCAAAGGCGAGCCGGUGCCUCGUUCUCUGGAGGGAUUGUUUGUGUACGAGGAGAGAAGCACGGCUCCGCCCGCCAACGACACCAUCGUGGUGGAGCAGUGGACCGUCAUCGAGGGCUCCAACGUUAAAACCGACUACGGGCCUCUGCUCCACACGCUGGCUGAGUUCGGCUGGCUGCUCACCUGUGUGCUGCCCACGCCCAUCAUCCGCCACGACAGUGAUGGAAACUUGGCCACCAAGCAGGUUGUGUUCCUGCAGCGGCCGGUCCGAGGUCAGACAGCAGGACAGAACAGGAACCAGUCUCUGUCGGUGCACAGCGAUGUUUCCAGCCGAUCAGUGAGUCGAGCGGUUAGCAGCCCCGUCCCUCCAGAGGAGCUGUCUCCCACCGCCGGGGGCAUCGGGGGCUUCCCGGUGUUCGGGGGCGGCUACCCCAGCGCCCUGUCCCACCUGGAGGAAGGAGGCUUCGAGCAGGAGGAGGGGAAAGCUGAGGUCACCUGCAUGUGAGGACGCAGACUCACUGCUGACGGGUCACUGAAGGAAAAAAGACCCGAACUCGAGAGAGUCCACAGACCUCCUCGUUCCUUUAACAGAGACUUUAAUGUAGAAGAACUCAGCACUUUUUUAAAAAUGUUUUUAAUGAAGCCAUAAUGAUAAUGAGGUAUUAUGUACAUUUAUGUUUAAAUUUUUCAAAAACAUUUUUUUGGGGGAAACACAUUUAUCAGGCAAAGAAC